ACGGGAGGGCCAUCCCGGCAAUCUCUUUCCGCUGCGGCCUCGCCGCCGAGCCAUUUACAUAUGGCGUGAAAUCCCACGUAUCGACCUUCAAGUUUGUUGCUUGCUCUUCCCUCUCCAGCGUUGCGCACUCCUUACAUUGCCUACGUUUUUAUCGUCCAAGAUAGACCUGCUUUUGCUUGAAGGUGUUUAUUCCCUUCUUGACCGUUCAUUCUCACCAGUCAUUCAUUAUUCAAAUAAAAUUAUUCACGCGAUAAUAAUACAUUCCACUCUUUCGAAUAUCCGCCGUUUAAUCCGUCAAAAUGUUGGCCAAACAGCAGUACUCAGCCAUCUUGUAUGCCGCUCUUUUCGGCUCGCUCGUCCAGGCCGCUCAGUUCCCAACCUGCAUUACGAGUUGCAUCCGCCAGUCGGGAUGUUCUCCCACCGAUACGGACUGCAUGUGCGAGAAGUCCAGCGACAAAUUUUUGUCCGACGCUGUAAUAUGCAUGAACCAGUGGUGUCCGGCAGACACCAAGUUCUCGGACCUUGUCGGUCCUAUUCAGUCUAACUGCGAUAUCCCUCAGUCUGCCAUUGAUGCUGCGCAGGCGAAGGCGGGAUUUGACACCGGUUCGACCCCUUCCUCCACGUCCAAGCCCAGCGCCACGGGUGACUCCAAGGGGGGUGCAUCGGUCUCGAUCAUCAUGAGUGUCGGUGAGCCAGCCAAGAUCGACCCAACUGGAGCGUCUACCUCGGCACCCGCGCCGACCCCUACUGGUAAUGCCAGCAAGGGUAGCUCCGGCACGACUGUCUUGGGUGACAGCACUGCGGUUGUCACCCAGACUCCUACCGCGUCUGGAUCUCUACUUGUUGCAGCUUCCACCUUCAGUUCCGCAACCGGCAGCCCCUCCAGCACCGCUGGCUUCGGCGACUCUUCUAGCGAUAGCACCACACAGAACUCUUCUGAUGGCAGCCCAGCUGGUGGUUCCACCGCAGAGGGCGCCGGUGCAACCAGCCAAGCCUCUAUGCUGGCUGCCGUCCUAGCCGUUGCCGCCGCCAUGGCCUUCGGUUGGUAAACGAACCAUCAUUUCUUCGUCCAUACCUAUUGAUAGCGGUUGCAUUUACAUUUUUUUAAGAUUCUACAUGUAUGUAUUCAGACGUGGCUGUUCAUAAAAAAUAGAUACCCUGGAUACCCAGUUGGGUUCUCGAUGAAGGGCUCCGUGUCGCACCGGUUGCUCGACACUGAAAACAAGCAAGCUUUGGAGUCGUCGAGACAUGGAUAAGAGUGAGGGAAGACGCCGCGAAGCGCCAGGGCCUAGUGCGAAGGCACGCUGCGAUUAUAGAAAAUAAUUUACAAGCUUGAUUCCAUAUUUCGAGCUAAGAAAAUUGUCUAGUUUGUACAGUUUUUAUGUGAAACAGGCCGUUGGGGAAGUCCUUUAAGUACCUAUGUAGUCAUUUGACACCGAUUCAAUACUCUCA
Messenger RNA from Hypoxylon trugodes, 1452 nucleotides. RefSeq lists its product as uncharacterized. NCBI's taxonomy places the organism in Eukaryota, Fungi, Ascomycota, Sordariomycetes, Xylariales, Hypoxylaceae. The record is from RefSeq and is a predicted model, not a curated record. The transcript has a single exon. The coding region runs from base 300 to 1049 and encodes 249 amino acids.